Molecule: messenger RNA, 3004 nt
Organism: Amorphotheca resinae ATCC 22711
Lineage: Eukaryota; Fungi; Ascomycota; Leotiomycetes; Helotiales; Amorphothecaceae
Exons: 2
Coding region: 117-2879 (920 amino acids)
Biological process (GO): clathrin coat disassembly; clathrin-dependent endocytosis
Cellular component (GO): intracellular membrane-bounded organelle; vesicle; cytoplasm
Molecular function (GO): clathrin binding
Source: RefSeq, a predicted model, not a curated record
AGCAAGCUCACGAGAUCAACUUACACACCUAGAAUAUACUCUCUUUACUCCUUCAAUGACUUUAUGACCCCUUAUUAAUAUUGUUUGCCCGGACAAGUUUCUAGGAUUUUGGCAAGAUGGACGAUUUGAACGGCCUAGACUGGUCUGCGAGUUCGCAACCCACGAUCAACAAAGCACCAGCUGGCACUGGCAAUUACUACCCCUCAUUGCGCCCAACUCCUCCCCUUCAGACAUCGAGGCAGAACACCCCUCUAUCUAUAUCUGGCCAAAGCUCCGCUGUGCUGAAGUCCUCUCCUGCGCCCCCCAAAUCGUCCACCCCAGACAGCUUCUCGAACCUCGUGUCCUUCGGCUCCUCCAAAACUCAGACCUUAACGCUACAGGAGCAACAAGAGAAGCUGCAAGCGGAGAAGAAAAAGAAAGAAGAGGAGAAGCGAAAGCAAUACGAGGCGCAAUUUGGGAACUCGCAGUUCUGGGAUGGUUUGGGGAAUGGAGGGCAAAGUCAAGCCGCGACAUCAACGAUAACCUCCCGUAGCAGCACUCCAGCAACCAACCCUCUACGCUCCAAUUUUGCAGGACCUGCAUCUCCACCCGCAAAUGGCUCCAAUGGCGCAGAUGACGACUUGUUUGCGGCGUUCAAUGCGGACACAAAGGUCGACAAAUCAAGCUACUAUCCACCCCCUUCGAUCAGCAGCAGCAGCGAUAACACGCCGGGUUUGGGGGAAAACAAGGGUCCGGAUUUGAGUAAGCCACAGGCUUGGGAACAACCGUUAGGGUCACUUGGGGCAACAGAUUUUGGGGAUGAUGAUGACCCAUUUGGGUUGAAUCAAAUGAAGACCCAGAGUUCUACGCCUGCGCCAAUAACGACAGCAGAUGAUGAUGACUUCUUGGGAGAUCUGGGAAAGCCCGUAGAAGAAGUCAGACGGCCUAGCCCUGGUAUGAAGGAACCAUCUCCAAGGCCGGAGCCCGAAUCAAUUGAUCCGUGGGAUAAAGCGGUAGCCGAGCUCGUAGACAUGGGCUUCUCGGCUGAACAAUCACGACGAGCUUUGACUGAAAGUGGUGCUGGUCUUGAUGUUCAAGCUGCUGUUGGUUGGAUUCUGAAUGACGCUCAUAGGCAGGCAAAGCAAAAGCAGCAAGGCCGAGAUUCAAGUCGAAAUGAUGGGCCAUCAAAUGGGGAGCGGAGAGAAGUGUCACGGGAUACAUCGAGGAUGGAGAACACUCCCGCGUGGAUGCGAGAAGAAAGGCGUGACAGUUCACAGUCUUCUCGUCGGUCAGACAAUCGGUCCCCGGCUAACGGGGAGGUGGAUUUCUCCAAAGCCGCAGCUGUUGUUGGUAGUAAUUUCCUGAAAACGGCAAACUCUCUAUGGAAGACAUCACAAAAGAAAGUGCAGAAGGCCGUUGCAGACUUUCAGCACGAAAUGGAUCCCAGUCAACCAAAAUGGAUGCGUGAUGCUCUUGAGCAGGAGCAGGCGUCGCGGAAUAGAGAAAGACAACAAGCUGCUGCUGCGGAAGUCACAGAUGAGGCUCUUAUGUUGGAGGGUGGUGGUCGACCCCCUCCAAGGAAAGCAAAAGCAUCCGAGCCAGCAUUUUCCUCCCCAAAUACAUCACGUGACCAAUCUCCUAGCCUCCCCAGACCUCCACCUGAAAGAUCAACGUCUACCCCGCGAUGGCAGCAGACUGGUCCAUCAGAUCCAAGGUCAAGACUAAGCAAGCAAGCAAUUGAAGAACAGUCAGCCCAAGCAUAUGUCAGCCCCGCGCGACGAAAGAAAGUUACUCCUCAACCUCAGCAAGCACCCGAAUCAGAUCUCCUAUCCGCCUCAUCCCAAGCAAAACAGCCGUCUCGACCGACAUCCGCACAGACAGCUUCCCGUCCAAUCCCGCGAACCACUCCCGCUACAUCAAAACCAUCAACGCCAAUCCCAAUUAGACCAAAGGCACCACCCCGAAACAUUCCAUCUCUCUCCUCCAUCGCCCUCCAAUCCUCAACCCAACACCGCCUUGCAGGAACUAGCCACUUCAAACGAGGUGACUAUGCUGCGGCUCACCAGUCCUACACCACUUCUCUCUCCUCCCUCCCGGAAUCCCACCCCAUAACCAUAGUUCUGCUCUGUAACCGGGCUCUUACAUCCCUCAAGACUGGUGUACCUCGUGAAGCGGUCGCCGAUGCCGACGCUGCUCUAAAGUUGAUUGGUCCCUCACAUGGUGAUGAUGAGACUAUAGAUUUAGGGCCCGGCGAGGGAGGUGGAAAGAAAGAGAUGAAGGAGUUCUGGGGGAAGGCACUGAUGCGUAAAGCGGAAGCACUAGAGCAGAUGGAGAAGUGGCGGGAAGCAGGUGAGGUAUGGAGAACCUGUGUAGAAGGUGGAGUAGGGGGCGCAACCGCCAUCCAAGGCCGUACGCGAUGCGAGAAAGCACUCGCUCCUAAGCCGCCUCCCUCCGCUCCCAAGACUAUCACCCCGAGACCGACGCCCAAACCGAGGUCAGCACUCCAAGAUCUCGGCCCUGCAGGAGGUGAUUCUGCAGCGGUAGAAAGGCUCCGGGCAGCAAACAAGGCGGCCGAAAAAGCCGACGACGAGAAAUUCGCCCUGACGGACAAAGUAGAUGAGAAGAUCUCCCGCUGGCGCGAUGGGAAGAGGGAUAAUCUACGGGCGCUGAUCGGCAGUCUCGAUAUGGUGAUGUGGGAGGGCAGCUCGUGGAAGAAGGUUGGCAUGCACGAACUGGUAACGAAUGGGAAGGUGAAGAUCAACUACAUGAAAGCCAUUGCCAAGUGCCAUCCCGAUAAGUUGCCGCAAGAUGCGAGUACAGAGACGAAGCUCAUUGCAGCGACGGUGUUUAGCACGCUGAAUGAGAGUUGGGACAAGUUCAAGGAGCAAAAUGGGAUGUAGUGAUCCUUGUUUUAUAAUCUUGGUUAGUAGUUCUGCGUAGAAUAGAUGUCAAAUAGCAGGAUCAAUUACCGGGUUACAGAACACGUUCCCCUGAUUACUAACUGAUCCUUGAUUAAUAUAUAGGG